This is a messenger RNA of Verticillium alfalfae VaMs.102, 387 nucleotides long. RefSeq lists its product as hypothetical. Gene Ontology annotation, biological process: microtubule-based movement. The record is from RefSeq and is a predicted model, not a curated record. Bases 1 to 387 code for a protein of 128 amino acids. Lineage: Eukaryota; Fungi; Ascomycota; Sordariomycetes; Glomerellales; Plectosphaerellaceae. Gene Ontology annotation, cellular component: cytoplasmic dynein complex; cytoplasm. Gene Ontology annotation, molecular function: dynein intermediate chain binding. The transcript is spliced from 3 exons.
AUGACCAACGGCCACGACGCCCUCGACGAGAAACUCACCCGACUCUCCCAGAAGCAAGGCGUCAAGGCGACAGUUGUCCUCGACCGCGCUUCAGGCGCCAUACUGCGCACCUCAGGCCAGCUGUCCACGCUGAACGCAGCAGCGGCGGCGCUCGCAGGGUCUGGGCAAGGCAGCGCUGCUGCAGCGCCGGGCGGGGAGGGACAGGCGCUUGACGGCUUCGCGGCGAAAGUCUGGGCCUGGGUGAACGCCUCGGGUAGUUUGGUCGAGGAGCUGGAUGCAGAGGACGAGCUGAAGCUCCUGCGACUAAGGACGAAGAAGCAAGAGUUGGUGAUUGUUCCCGACGCGAGAUAUUUGAUGAUUGUCGUCCACGAUACGCCGCCGGCCUGA